AUAUAACCCAAGUAAAGUGCAAUGCAACUUUUAGCUUAAUUAAAUAAAAGAGAAAAUGACUUCAAGUCAACAGAAUAUCAAGUCUCAAGGAAAACUCAUUAAUAAAGAAACAAACCCAUGUUUGAAAGAGCAUAAUCUAACAAAUAAUUGUUUAGUAGAAAAUAAUUAUGAUAAGGAAAAAUGUGAGUUAUACUUUGAGAACUACAGAAACUGCAAACAAUUUUGGUUGGCAGUUCAAGUAGAUCGUAGAAGAAAAGGAAUCACACCUGAAAUGCCAUCAUUAGAAGAAAGGAACAAAAUAAUGGAAGAAAGGAAAAGAAAUCUUAGCAGUACAAGUAGAUAA
Messenger RNA from Copidosoma floridanum, 343 nucleotides. RefSeq names its product coiled-coil-helix-coiled-coil-helix domain-containing protein 7. Gene Ontology annotation, biological process: mitochondrial respiratory chain complex assembly. Lineage: Eukaryota; Metazoa; Arthropoda; Insecta; Hymenoptera; Encyrtidae. The record is from RefSeq and is a predicted model, not a curated record. Gene Ontology annotation, cellular component: mitochondrion.